GAGGAGAAAAGAGACGAGUCUUUCUUCCUAUCGCUAAACGACAGUGGAUAGACUCAGGGGUUUGUUUUGGGAGGUCAGGAGGAGUUCAUUGGCGCGAGGUGGAAAUAAAGCCCUGCGCUCGUGCUGUCGGCAAUCCCAAGCGAUCCUGUCGCCUAGCAACAUGGCAAACUUUCCCUACUGCCUGAGUCUCACCCUGGGCAUCGCUUCCUAUUCAUCAUUAUCUUUCGUGCUUUAAUCAGCCAAGUGUUGCUUCAAACUAUGAACUCUUAGAUUAGAAAUAAGGCCUGCGAACACUUGCAAUGUCGAAGACACCCAAGAAAAAGACGUCCUCCUCCAGCCUCGUCGCUUCUUCGCCUGGACACUCUCCCAAAAAAGAAGCAUCCUCAGCGGUCAGUGCAUCAGAAAGUCCUGAAGAGCCAAAGAAGAGUCUCAUCUCUCUCUGGCCAGAGUGGAGCGACAUUGAGGUCAAUGCUGAGAAAUGGGAUGCAGCUAAAGCCUCUAGGGAUAGCAAGCUCUUUGAUGAUCCAGAAGGGAAGGUUGAACUUCCUGCCUCCUUGAGAGUACACACUUGGAAACGUCCUUCAGAGUGCAUACUUAAUAAGACUCCUGUUGUGGUGGAAAAUGAAGCUGUCUUCGACCUUACCUCAGCAAAUGAGCAUUUACUCUCAAGUGAGCUUAUGCGAUGGGUCAUUAGUGAGCUCUACAUUCUGUGGAAAGUCUGUAACACAGGAGAGGAGAAGGCCAUCUCCACAGAAAUAGUUCCCAGCCUUUGGAAACCCUGGGAACACAUUUACUCCCUGUGUAAAGCAGUGAAAGAUCACAUGCCCCUCUAUAAUGCCUAUGGGAAGUAUGUCAUUAAACUCUACUGGAUGGGAAGUUGGAGGAAGAUUACUGUUGAUGACAUGCUACCAUUUGACAAGGAUGAUAACCUUCUGCUUCCUGCUACUACAAACCAAUCAGAGCUUUGGCCGAUGCUGUUAGCUAAAGGCAUACUAAAGGUGGCCAGUACUGAUACUCCAGUCUCAGGCUCCGGGAGAGAGUUUGGAGAGUUUACAGUCAUCCACUGUCUCACCGGAUGGAUACCGGAGAUCAUUCCUUUAAAAUCCCAGUAUACAGGGAAAAUUUGGGAAUUUCUGAGGGACAAUAUUCCUCAAUUCCAGUUGGAGGAAGAGAGCUCAGAGGAGACUAUGACUACUGACCUAACGACAACAGAUUCUAAUAUGAAUGAGAUCAAGAGCGAAUCUCCCACAGUACUGAAGAACAGAGAGUCUGCUAUGAGGAAGAAUAAAGUUGACGACCAAGACAGAAAGACCAUUCAGCCCAAAGCAGCUAUCCAUGCUCAUAACACCACUGGUCCUAUUCCUCAGAUGGUAGUGUGUGCCAGUUAUCAACCCUUGCAUCUGAUGGAGAAAAGAACCUCAGUGCUUACAAGGAUGGCUGAUUCCUCGGAGAGUCUGAGACAGUAUGGGCUCUCUCAGCUCUUCAGUCACCCUGUGCUGCUCACCUGCACUCGAGACUGCCCCCUGGUGGCCCCUCCUAAACCUCCCCCAGUUCCUCAAUGGAAACUCAUCAGGCCCCGCAAACAGUCUAACAUUACUGAUGAACCCAAGGAACCCCCAGUUCAGAAGCCAGAGCAGUUCAUUGAAGUUUCCAGCCCCUUUAUCAACUACAAACUCAUGGCUAUGGCUGCACAUGACAUGGAGCAGGGUGGUGUAAAGAGGCUUGGAUAUAAUUCUAAUCUGACCUCCUUCUCUGAAAUGGAUGAUAGUGAAGAUGACCACACUAAGAAUGACAUCACCCAGAAAAGCCUAAAUGCAUUGGACACCACUGAAAACUCCCAGGUAACAGCAGAGGACAAGAAAAAGGACAACAGCAUCGCCAACGAUACGGAAGAAGUGAAGUCAACUUCAGUGCCUGACAAAGAGAGGCUGCAGACAGCCAAAGAGUCGGUCCAGCGGUGCAUUGCUUUUGCCUCCCAGGAUGCAUUAGCAUCAGACAAACCCCCGCUGCUGGAGACCUGGGUGGACCUGCACAACUUCACUAAAUGCUUCCACUGUGAACUCCAUAUCCUCUCGCUGUCUGCUGCUGCAUUGUCCAACGUUGUGGCCUCCACCCACUCCAUGUCCGCUCAUGCUAGACAACCUGAUUCAACUGCAAUUGUUUCAAACACAGUCUGCAGAUGGAAAUGUACUCACUUCCUGUUUGUAGAUAGCCUGUUACCAACAGAAAUUGUCAUUGGAUUCUCAGCUUUGGUGCACUGGGGAGAGAGUGUGGAAGACAAAAAGGAGUCAUCAGCCAGGCCUGGCUCUCUAACGGCCAAGCCUUUCUCGUGGAAGAGCAUAGUCUCUGAACUCCCUGUGGUGCAGAUUCAAACUACUGCUAGUAAAGCUGUGUUGCUUUCUCUUCCUCCAGGGCGUCAUGUUCUUCAUGUGCACACAAGUGCUUCAUUGGCUGUCCACCUACAUCUAUUCAGCAUGUCUCCUUUUGUUUUUGGUGAUGAGGAGACUGUUAUGCCACACCUUGACAAGGAGAGUCUGAGGUUCUGUGAACAGGCUGUAAUGAUCAUGAGAUCCCUGGGUCGAGUGAUCAGCUGCUUCUCAGAUCCAGAGGAACUACCAUCAACCACCAAAGAACUUGAGAAGACCCAUGGUGUAGGCAUACAGCAACAAAGGGUGUUCAAUGAAGCUGUGUAUCAUAUGUUUUGCUCUGCUCUGGGGCGGAAACUGACCUCUGAGGAGCUGUUUGCGGUACAGACUCUGACAGGAGACCCAUCGCCACAUGGCAGCAAUGAUAAAGCAUUGGAUGCACGAUCAGAUGACACUCCUGAGCGCUGGAAUGGCAGGCAGGCCACAGACAAGGAAAUGCAGGCCGCCACAGUGUUGCAGGCAGGUUGGAAAGGAUACCUAGUCAGAGAGAUCCUCACUGCAGCAAGACCAGGCACCAAGGAAAAUCUGAGUGUCGCUAAAACUCUGCAAGAGAUUUGGGCUCCUGUAGAAUCCGAUCUAGAGAAACAUGCUGUAUCUUUACUGAGACACAUGGUUGCAAACGGUGAAGGAAUAGCAGAACUGUACCCCUGUGGAGAGGAUGAGUCCAACAGAAUAUCGUUCACUGACUAUUCAGUCCCCAUACCAGAGGUAGCAAACUCCUGGAUUCUGAUAUUCAGGGAGGUGUUUCAUGUUCCUAAGAACAUGCUGCUUGUUCCUAAGAUCUUCUCCCCUCUUCCUGUAUGCAUUGUGCAUGUCAUCAAUAAUGACACUUUAGAGGAGAUACCCAAAGUCUUUAACAGGGUGGAGCCAUACAUAUACACCCCAAACAAGGACGGUUAUACAUUUGUAGCUGAGGCACAGACUGGAGACAUGCCUGUGAUUGGAGGAAAAUGGCGAAUGUUUCUUAUUGGCUGCCGGGAACCACUGCCACAGCUGGCCAGAGAAACACCAAGCAAUAACUUUUCUGUAAAAGAGUUGAAAGGUUACUACAUCCCUAAUCAAAAGGACAUCAUCUGCAGGCAUGUGAUAAAAGUCUCCAGUGAUCACAGUGCAACUGUGCAGUUUCAGACUUCAAAAUCAGAUGUCUACAUUAAACUCAGUAUCCUAGACCACGAGAAAGAGGUCGCCAGCAGUCAGGGCAAAGGGCAUGUCAUCAUUCCUGUCUUCUGCUUCUUAGCCAGCAAUGGCGGUUCUGUGGCCCAGGCGGGGGCGAGGCAGGAUCAGGGCAGCCUUAUAGCAGAAGGGAGAGUGACAGGAGGGGGCGGAGGAAAGGAAGGGAGUGACCAGCACCCUACAGACACACUGUUUCAUAAGUAUUAUAUACAGGCGGAGGUGUUACAGGAGAGCUGGCCUUUACAUGAAUCUCUCUCCUCCUUCAUCCAGAAACUCAGAGACAUAGAGCGCAAUGAAAUGAGAGUGUUUGGGGAUAUUUUGGAUAGCACAUCCACGCCUUUGGGUACAGACCAACAAAACAAAGAGGGCCAGAAAUCUGCUCCUAAAUCAACCCAAAAGGCCAAGGAACGAGACAAGGACAAAGAUAAACUAACAUCAAAGUCAAGCUCCAUUAUGGAGCAAAGUUUGGAUGAGAGUAAGCCCCACUGGACCCUGCGUGUGGUGAGUGACCACAGUGAGGCAGGAAGUAUAGAGGUGAAGAAAGACACUGAGAAACUAGAGGAGAUCAGAGCCAUGAAACUGGCCUGGGAAGCAGCUGAGCCUGGCAGAGCAGCAAAGGCUCAUCAGACCCGGCUGCGCUAUCUCAAAGAGCUGCAAGAACGUGCAGAGAGUAAAGAGCCUGUCACGGCUGAAACAGACAAUCAGCCUCAGCCCCAACAGAGUGGAGAGCUCAUACAGAACACUGACAAAAAUGAUAUAGAUUAUACACCAUUUAUCAGGAAGUCUUUGCCGCAGCCUCGUCUGAAGGAUGAAGUGUUGGAGGAGGAGCAGAGGAGGGAACGCUCUGAGAAGUUCCAAAAUUUCCGCCUGAUCUGGGACAAUAUUCUGGAACAGCGUAAAAAGGAAAAAAUUGCACGCAAGGAAAUGAUGAAACGACAGCUAGAGACUUACAUUGGCUUUCAGGACACAAUGGAUGCAUAUCGGCAAAAGAUGCUGCAGGCUCGUGAGGCAUUCUGUUCCCGCAUCCUAAAGGAGCAGUCACAUAAGAAAAUGGAAGAGCCACCUUUGGAAACAGUCGAACAGGUUGAGCUAGAGAAAAACCCUACUGUGGUCCAGUCAAGUGGACGUAAGAGUGGGGGCAAGAGGAAGUGAUCUGACCGACCAAAAUUUCAUAGCAAUCUAAUUAGCGGCCACUCAUUCUAAUAUUACUCUUCAUUUUAUUAAGAACAGUGCAUUGCCUGUCCUUUUUGAAAAUAUAUUAAGAUAAGAUUUCUUUUGUAACAAGUGAAUUCAGUUUGUAAGAUUAGCGUGCAAAGUCACCUUUCAUUGUCAGGUUAUCUUCCUCUGUGAUUCUUUAUUUAAAUGGUUACUGUCAGGAUUGAUUUGAGCAGCUCUGAAGGACAGUCUGUCUCAGAGUGGCGGAUAUUGUUUCCCAGAAGACACGGCAAGAGUAGUUCCGGAAUAUUAUUGUUCCUAUACAUUCAAACGAUUUAUUAAAUGGCAAUUUAUUACAUACUUUACAGAUGAAAUUAAAAUUAAUUAGAUCCUUGUAUGGUUUCCAAGUUUUUUUAAUAUAUUUUAUCACAUGAGAUAAAAUGAGUGCUGGAACUUAAGCACAAACACAAUGACAAUGUGAUGUGAUUAAAAAUAAAAAUAAAUAAA
Messenger RNA from Cyprinus carpio (common carp), 5261 nucleotides. RefSeq names its product androglobin (gene adgb). The record is from RefSeq and is a predicted model, not a curated record. Gene Ontology annotation, biological process: proteolysis. Gene Ontology annotation, molecular function: protein binding; oxygen binding; calcium-dependent cysteine-type endopeptidase activity. NCBI's taxonomy places the organism in Eukaryota, Metazoa, Chordata, Actinopteri, Cypriniformes, Cyprinidae.